Messenger RNA from Branchiostoma floridae (Florida lancelet), 667 nucleotides. RefSeq names its product serine/threonine-protein kinase zyg-8-like. Gene Ontology annotation, cellular component: microtubule organizing center; microtubule. Gene Ontology annotation, biological process: intracellular signal transduction. The transcript is spliced from 5 exons. The record is from RefSeq and is a predicted model, not a curated record. Lineage: Eukaryota; Metazoa; Chordata; Leptocardii; Amphioxiformes; Branchiostomatidae. Bases 14 to 667 code for a protein of 217 amino acids.
CCUGAAACCCGAUAUGUUAGUGAAAGUGUGGGUUCCAAACCGCCUGGCUGGCGUGUCAUUAAUGUCCGGGGUACAACAGCUGAGCGGUAACCGAUCUGGAGUGGGACAAACAAGUUCGGUGGUCCUGCCUUUGUGUUGGACGUGUUUCCUACAUGAAACACGGCUUGUCAGGGCGGCAGGGAUACAGGAGGAGGGGUGCAGCUGUGAAGGUCGGAUGAAGGACGCAGGAAUGACCACCAUGGCCAGUCGCUUCACCGACGGGAAGAUUUCUCAGGAACUGCGAGACAUCACCGACGACUCCUACAAGGACCUCCGCAGACCCAAGCGCGUACGCUUCUACAAGAACGGGGACCGGUACUUCCACGGUCGUAAGUUCCGUAUCACGCCACACCGCUACCUGACGUUCGGGGAGCUGCUACAGGACCUCAACAAGGUUGGGAACCUUUUCCUUCACAAAAAGAAAGUUGUAAACCUCCCGUAUGGGGUUAGGAGAAUCUACACACCGAUCAGCGGGACACAGAUAACGAGCGUGGAUGAACUGAAGGACGGACAGUCGUACGUUUGUGCCUCGUUCGAGCGUUUCCAGAGGAUCAAGUACGGCUCCGAGGAGUACCGUGUGGACUGGAACGCUGGAUACGGAGCAAAAAUAAUUGCUGAACUGGAAUGA